UUGAAAACCAAUUUUUGAAUCAACGACCUCGAACUUCAACGCCAAGUCACGACACACCUACCAAAAUGUCGUCAAAGACCAAGAAGCCCGCCGGCAAGGCUCAACGAUCUGCCAUCGCAGACGUUGUUGCGCGCGAAUACACAAUCCACCUCCACAAGAGACUCCACGGCGUCACAUUCAAGAAGCGGGCACCAAGAGCCAUCAAGGAGAUCAAGGCAUUCGCAACAAAGUCAAUGGUAGGGACAACUCGAUUCGAAGGCACAUCCGACGUUCGUCUCGAUCCUCAAUUGAACAAGAAGGUCUGGGAGGCUGGUAUCAAGGGUGUUCCGUACAGACUGCGUGUCCGAAUCUCGAGAAAGCGAAACGACGAGGAGGGUGCUCUGCAUAAGCUGUAUAGCUAUGUCCAGGCCGUAAACGUUAAGGAUGCGAAGGGUUUGCAGACUGCUUUGGUUGAAGAUGCAUAAAUGGGUCCGAGGCGCAAUGGAAUGGUCAGAUAGCUUUGCAUACGUACGAAUGCUCCCACUAUGCAACCUUGAAACCUAUUAAUCGGCGGUACCGACUCUUGUGAAUGCUAGACUACUUGCAUGUAUUGCGAUAUAGCUACUGCUAAGGGUGAUACAGGUUCGUGGUAGAGCAAAGCCUUAAACAUACAGACGUCCCAAAUUCUUCUAGCAAAUACCCAUUAAGCAUAACCCACAACUCGGCUUCGGCUCAAAAGUA
Messenger RNA from Hyaloscypha bicolor E, 720 nucleotides. Its product is annotated as putative 60S ribosomal protein L31. Bases 66 to 464 code for a protein of 132 amino acids. The transcript has 4 exons. The record is from RefSeq and is a predicted model, not a curated record. Gene Ontology annotation, cellular component: cytosolic large ribosomal subunit; ribosome. NCBI's taxonomy places the organism in Eukaryota, Fungi, Ascomycota, Leotiomycetes, Helotiales, Hyaloscyphaceae. Gene Ontology annotation, biological process: cytoplasmic translation. Gene Ontology annotation, molecular function: structural constituent of ribosome.